Musa acuminata AAA Group (dessert banana) is the source of this 2565-nucleotide messenger RNA. RefSeq names its product oligopeptide transporter 3-like. Bases 53 to 2269 code for a protein of 738 amino acids. Gene Ontology annotation, molecular function: oligopeptide transmembrane transporter activity. Gene Ontology annotation, cellular component: plasma membrane. The record is from RefSeq and is a predicted model, not a curated record. The transcript has 6 exons. Gene Ontology annotation, biological process: transmembrane transport. NCBI's taxonomy places the organism in Eukaryota, Viridiplantae, Streptophyta, Magnoliopsida, Zingiberales, Musaceae.
UUCAUAUUUGACCUUUACCUCCUCCGUCUAAGGGAAAAGCUGGUUCUCCCCAAUGGCCUCCAAGGGUGAUAGGAAAGGUGAACCUCCGGUUUCGGAGGAGGGGGUGGAGAGAUGCCCCGUCGAGGAGGUGAAGCUGGUGGUCCCGGAGACCGACGACCCGUCGCUCCCGGUGAUGACAUUCCGGGCGUGGUUCCUCGGCCUCACCUCCUGCUCCCUCCUCAUCUUCCUCAACACCUUCUUCACCUACCGCACGCAGCCGCUCACCAUCUCCGCCAUCCUGAUGCAGAUAGCCGUGCUGCCCAUCGGUCGCCUCAUGGCCUCCGUGCUUCCCGACAGGGAGGUCAAUCUGCUCCCGGGGUGGGGUUUCAACCUCAACCCCGGCCCCUUCAACAUCAAGGAGCACGUCAUCAUCACCAUCUUCGCCAGCUGCGGCGUGUCCUACGGCGGAGGCGACGCCUACUCCAUCGGCGCCAUCACGGUGAUGAAGGCCUACUAUAAGCAGAACUUGAGCUUCCUCUGCGCUCUCCUUAUUGUUCUCACCACGCAGAUCUUGGGUUAUGGGUGGGCUGGAAUGAUGAGAAGGUAUUUGGUGGAGCCACCUGAGAUGUGGUGGCCUUCUAACCUUGCUCAGGUCUCCCUCUUCAGAGCUUUACACGAGAAGGACUCGAGAUCGCAAGGGCUAAGCAGGAUGCGGUUCUUUCUCAUCUUCUUCGUCGCGAGCUUUGCCUACUACACGUUGCCCGGCUACCUCUUGCCCAUACUGACCUUCUUCUCCUGGAUGUGCUGGGCAUGGCCACGUAGCAUUACCGCACAGCAGAUCGGGUCGGCUUACCAUGGCCUCGGAGUCGGCGCAUUUACUCUCGACUGGGCGGGCAUCUCCGCGUACCACGGCAGUCCUCUGGUGACGCCAUGGUUCUCCAUCCUCAACGUGGCCAUCGGCUUCAUCAUGUUCAUCUACAUCAUCGUCCCCGUGUGCUACUGGAAGUUCAACACCUUCGACGCCCGCAAGUUCCCCGUCUUCUCCAAUCAGCUCUUCACUGCGACAGGGCACAAGUACGACACCACCAAGAUUCUGACGCCGGAUUUUGACCUCAACGUAGCCGCAUACGACAGCUACGGCAAGCUCUACCUCAGCCCUCUUUUCGCACUCUCGAUCGGGUCAGGAUUCGCGAGAUUCACGGCAACCAUUUCCCAUGUCCUCCUCUUCCAUGGAAGCGAUAUAUGGAGGCAAAGCAAGUCAGCGAUGAACUCCCUGAAGCUGGACAUCCAUGGCAAACUGAUGCGGAGAUACAAGCAAGUUCCUCAGUGGUGGUUCGUCGUUCUACUGGCGGGAAGCAUCGUCUUGUCGCUGAUGCUGUCGUUUGUUUGGAAAGAGGAGGUGCAGCUGCCUUGGUGGGGGAUGAUAUUUGCCUUCGGUUUGGCUUGGCUUGUCACACUUCCCAUCGGAGUCAUUCAAGCAACCACGAAUCAGCAACCUGGGUAUGACAUUAUAGCCGAGUUCAUGAUUGGGUAUGUCCUUCCGGGCAAACCUAUUGCAAAUCUGCUGUUCAAGAUCUACGGUAGAAUCAGCACCAUCCAUGCUCUUUCCUUCCUCGCAGAUCUGAAGCUUGGCCAUUACAUGAAGAUCCCACCUAGGUGCAUGUACACUGCCCAGCUGGCAGGAACUGUUGUCGCCGGAGUCUUGAACCUAUCUGUGGCUUGGUGGAUGCUCGAAAACAUCGAGAACAUAUGCGACGUCGAUUCACUGCAUCCCGAUAGCCCGUGGACAUGCCCCAAGUACAGAGUCACCUUUGAUGCGUCUGUCAUCUGGGGACUUAUAGCCCCCGGGCGACUCUUCGGGCACGGCGGGUUGUACAGGAACCUGGUGUGGUUGUUCCUCGUCGGCGCCGUCUUGCCCGUUCCCGUGUGGGUGUUGAGCAAGAUCUUCCCGGAGAAGAAGUGGAUAUCUCUCAUCAACGUACCUGUCAUCACCUACGGCUUCGCCGGAAUGCCACCCGCUACCCCAACCAACAUAGCCAGCUGGCUCAUCACCGGCACCAUCUUCAACUACUUCGUCUUCCGAUACCGAAAGGUGUGGUGGCAGCGGUACAACUACGUCUUGUCCGCAGCGCUGGAUGCAGGUACAGCAUUCAUGGGCGUGCUGCUCUUCUUCGCUCUCCAGAACCAGCAUCACAACUUGCACUGGUGGGGCUCGGAGCUCGACCACUGCCCCUUGGCGUCAUGUCCAACCGCGCCUGGGAUAUCAGUUAAAGGAUGCCCAGUCUUCUAACCACGAGCUUGGCUGUUACUGCAUUGCCGUAGAGAGUUCGAUCGCAGGAGGACAAGGACAAGCUCCGAGAGAUGUGGGUUGGUUCUUGACAUCAUCUUCUUCUUCUUCUUCGCUGUGUUGACUGCAGUUCUCCGUGUUUGGAUUUUGAGACUGCAAAAUGCUUGUCUAUCAUCAUCCGUUUUGUUCUAAUUUCCCUUCGUUACCUUCUCCAUCUCCUCCCAUGUAUCCCCAGAGCAUGAUCAUACUGUGUGCAAGGACCACUACAUAAGGCUGGCUUAGCUGCCAUUUACGACCAA